This is a messenger RNA of Tuber aestivum (summer truffle), 434 nucleotides long. NCBI's taxonomy places the organism in Eukaryota, Fungi, Ascomycota, Pezizomycetes, Pezizales, Tuberaceae. The record is from the annotation of a GenBank genome assembly.
AUGGGCGGAAGUAAUCUAGAAGUAUUCAAGGUUUUUCCAAAACCGCAUUCCACACUUCUCUCCACUGCUAAAAAAGUUGGCGACUGACUGACUGACAAUUCCACUUACUUUUUGCGCUCUAGUUCGGAAUGUGCGCAAUGACCGUCUUCCAUCCAUCCACCAUGCCACGCCAGAACAGAGAAGAUAAAGACGGGGACAACAGCUGACAGACAGAUGGCCGGGAAUCUAGAUACAUCAUGUUCCCAAUCGCGGUCAUGUACUACUUCGGCACGAACCUCGAUAAUCGCUUCUCCGUGCCGGGAUUCUGGCCGAAGCCGGAGGAGACGCACAAGAUCCCCUUCGAGAGGGAGGAGAUAAAGGCGGAACUGGAGAGGUUGAGGCGGAAGCGGUUGGAGAGGCGGGCCAGGCGGGCGGAGGGGGACCAGCAGGAGUAA